GAAAAAAAACACAAAAGUGACUCAUUGAGUUGCUAUAGGUUAGCCUUUAGCUAAUGCUUGUUGUAUAAGCAUUGGAGGUGAAGUGGUGCCUUAUAAUAAGAGAACACAAAACGUAUAUGUUUCUUGUGAUCAAGGUCAGUAUAUCGUAAAGAAAUAUGAAGUUGAAGAAAUAUGCGAUACGAAACAUGGCAUGAUGCUACGUAGCAUAGCAGUAUAUUUGAUGCGGGCUUGAGACAGAGUGGAGUUUUCUAUGCUGUGCUCCUAAAAGUUUAUUGUUUUAUAUCGAUAAAUGCACUUAAAUCAUUCCUGGAUAGUUUGACGUGAUUUUAAAUGUACAAGAGAAUAAAUAAUACGCUUUUGCUAGAGUUUUCGAGUCGGAAGACUGUAACGUUAGCGUCCCAGUGAAAUGAGGCUGUAGUGGUGUUUGGCUUGUAAAUGAAUCGCUUAAGUGAAUGAAUUGUCCAUUUCCACGUAUCGACUCAGAUUACCCCCCCUUUUCAAGCGCGUAGCUGCUUUCCGGCCUUUUUGUAGUACGAAAGAAUCUUUGCUGAUGAACUGAUUCAAAAGAUUCGAGUCACCGGGAUGAAUCAGAUCCCGCCGCUACUGCGCUGUCAUUUAUGGAGAGGGAGGGACUGUGUGUUUGGCGCUCAAAGGCGCGCUCUGCUUUUGAACAGAGAACUGGAAAACUGGGAGACAGGGAGCCAUCUUUUGAGAGAGGUUGGGAUAAGCUGGAUCAUGAAGAAACCUGUACCACAGAAAGUAGCUAUUGAGUGGAAAGAUGGCAAACGGAUCAAGCAUGCCCGCAGUGGUCGCCCCUCUCGUGUCCCAUCACAGUACCAAGGACAUUUUAGUUGGGAGAAGUACCUAAAAGAGACCGGAGCAAUUGCUGCUCCUCCUCACUGCUUCAGACAGAGUACGACUCCUCCAGUGAAUGAGUUUAAGGCUGGCAUGAAGCUGGAAGCUCAGGAUCCUAGAAACACUACAUCCACCUGCAUCGCAACUGUGGUGGGCCUGACGGGCUCCCGCCUCCGCCUGCGACUGGAUGGUAGCGACAACAAGAAUGAUUUCUGGCGCCUGGUGGACUCCUCAGAAAUCCAGCCUAUUGGGAAUUGCGAGAAGAACGGAGGCAUGCUGCAGCCACCACUAGGGUUUCGUCUGAACGCAUCAUCAUGGCCCAUGUUCUUAUUAAAAACACUCAACGGAGCAGAAAUGGCCCCAGCCCGAAUCUUUCACAAGCAAGAACCACCAGCCCCAGAACAAAACAGUUUUCAAGUGGGCAUGAAGCUGGAGGCAGUGGACAGGAAGAAUCCUCACUUCAUCUGUCCUGCCACAGUGGGCGCGCUUCGGGGUGUGGAGGUUCUGAUCACCUUCGAUGGCUGGCGGGGCGCUUUUGAUUACUACUGCCGCUAUGAUUCCAGAGACAUCUUCCCAGUCGGCUGGUGCGCGCUUACUGGAGACAACCUGCAGCCGCCAGGCACUAAAGUUGGGUUACCAAAGACGAUAGGUGCACUUAGUGCCCUACCAGAGGGUGGCAUAGAGGGGACAGGCAUGCCACCUACGCCAGGCAGACCCCCACCCCAGAAGAAACGUAAGCCUGGCCGCAAAAAAAACAAACUAUCUGGGCCCUGGGGUCAGAAAGGAACACUUGGUUCCCAGACAAGCCAGACUGGAAAGGAACUAGAAUCUAUUAACAUCCCGAAGAAACGAGGCCCCAAACCAGGAAGCAAGCUAAGCUGGGCCAAGAGGACAGCGUGGCUUGAAGAAACAAUCGGAGGACCUGGUAGACCUAUCAGCAAACCCAGAGGCAAACUGCCAGCCAGUUGGUCCCAGAGCGCAGCAGAGCCCAACAGACCCAUCAAGAUCCCAAAAAAGAGAGGCCCUAAACCUGGAAGCAAGAGAAAACCCAGAUUGGGACCCAACCCUAUGCCAACCUCACCAAGCAGUAGCACUCCAGAGCCAGACACCAGCUCAGUUCCGCUGGACAAUGCCACCAUUCCCAGCGCUGCCCUACAGGCCCCUACAGUAUGUGUGUAUCUGAAUAAGUACGGGAAAGUGGGUCCCCAUCUGGAUGCACGCCGUAUCCAGUCACUGCCAGAUCACUUUGGCCCGGGCCGAGCUUCUUCUGUGCUGCAGCAGUGUGUUCAGGCCUGUGUUGACUGCGCACAUAACCAGAGCUCAAUCUUUUCCUGCCUCAAACCAGGCCACGGAGGAGAGCUCAUAUCUGCCUACUUUGAGCAGCAGCACCACACUCUAACACUGCCGGCAGUGAACAGUGUGACGUAUGUGCUGCGUUUCCUGGAGAAACUGUGUCACAACCUGCAUUGCGACCCAUUGUUCGGCAGUCAGCCCGUCCCUGUGGGAGGAGUUCACUAUGACAGCCGGACGUACACAGAGAGGAGAAACUUUGCUGAAAGUCUGAGUUCUGGCCCUGGUCGGGGCACUAAGAGAUUCUUCCAACAUGAUGCCUACAACAGCAACUCUGCACCGCACAAAAUACCUAAAAACCACCGUCUCUCCUUAGAAGAGCCCUUCCUGACGGAGAAUGGGGUUGGCAGCUCAGAGGUGUUGGAGAAAACCCACUUGUCCCCUGGACAUGGCUUAGCAAUGCGUUCCCUUUCUCAAAGUAGCAACUCAUCGGGGAAACUACAUCGUCUAGGCUCAACAGGUUCAGAGCGUUUUCUGAGCUCGAGAGAAAGCCCACGACCCAGUGGACAAGACCCCAACCUGUGGACAGUGGAGGACGUUAUGCAGUUCAUCAGAGAUAUCGACCCUCAACUCGGACCCCACGCAGACCUCUUCCGCAAACAUGAAAUUGACGGCAAAGCUCUUCUCCUGCUCCGCAGUGACGUCAUGAUGAAAUACAUGGGGCUGAAGUUGGGUCCUGCCCUUAAACUCACCUUUCACAUUGACAGACUAAAACAGGGCCGUUGAACUUUCUUUAUGGCACUUGAAUGGGUUUCAACCUUUACCCCUUCCAAGCACAUUUCAAGAUGCAUGGCAUGCUGGGAUCUUUGUGUCCCCCAGUACUGUAGCAGGUGUCGGCAAGCUUUCAAGCUCCGCCCAUCUCUUUUACCUUCCUUUUGUUCAAUAGUUCGUUUCUCCAGGUUUUAAUGCAUUCUGUUAUUAAUUAUAGCACUGUUACAAUCUGUUUUUAUGACUGAUAUCCUUGCGGUUGUUCUCACAUUACACUUACGGUUACGGUACCGUAUCAGAACAUUUCACAUGUUCAGACUUUACUGAAGCAGUGAAGUAGACAGUAUAAAGGCCGUUUUGAGGCCUUGAUUUUUAUGACAUACAUUUAAUUAUAUAUUUUUCACCCUACAUCAUUAAGGGUGUUUUGUAUGGCUUUUUUAUACAAGACUCAUUUUCUUCAAUUAACUCCAGAUAAACACUAGAUCUCCCCCAUCAUGCCAGGAAUCACUCCUGACUGACACCUCAGAGACCAUCACUCAUCCUCCAUACUUUAUACACAUAACGUGUUUAGGAAUUAAGAUGCGGUCACACCAGACUUGGUGCAUGCAAAAUUACCUGAGAACAAAUAUGGCCAACAGGAUAUAAUGUCACUCUCUAUACCAUCUGUUUCAAUCUAUUAUAACUGACAAAUACCUUUUUUCUUAAAUUUUUUGCAUUGCAUUUGGCCAAAAGAUCAAUCUUUGACAUUUAGAUCCUCUGUUUGUCAAAUGUCUUGUGUCAUUCCAAUUAGCAGUUCAAAACAAAGCACACAACUUUUUAGUUAACUUGCAUUCAUGAGUUCAGAUGCAUGACAGGAAGUCUAGUAUGACCGCACCUACUGCUACAUACUGCUAUUAUACACUCUGCCUGUAUUUUAUAUCGUGUUGUUUACACUGUCUUUGUUAUUUGUACUUUUUACACUUUUAGAGUGCAUACGUUGACAGCGUUAUACUCUAAGCUUCAAUUAAAAAAUAUGGAGCUUUU
This is a messenger RNA of Cyprinus carpio (common carp), 3936 nucleotides long. RefSeq names its product Scm polycomb group protein homolog 1. The record is from RefSeq and is a predicted model, not a curated record. Lineage: Eukaryota; Metazoa; Chordata; Actinopteri; Cypriniformes; Cyprinidae. Gene Ontology annotation, biological process: regulation of DNA-templated transcription. Gene Ontology annotation, molecular function: protein binding. Gene Ontology annotation, cellular component: nucleus.